Molecule: messenger RNA, 1089 nt
Organism: Vicia villosa (hairy vetch)
Lineage: Eukaryota; Viridiplantae; Streptophyta; Magnoliopsida; Fabales; Fabaceae
Product: WAT1-related protein At5g64700-like
Exons: 7
Coding region: 1-1089 (362 amino acids)
Cellular component (GO): plasma membrane
Molecular function (GO): transmembrane transporter activity
Source: RefSeq, a predicted model, not a curated record
AUGAGUAACUCAGAGAAUAUUGAAAAUGUGAAGAAGUGGUUCAUGUCUUCUAAACCACUUCUUACCAUGUUGUUAGUGCAAAUUGUUUCAACUGGAAUGCAACUUUUGUCAAGGGUAAUCUUGGUCCGGGGCACUUUUAUUUUUGCACUCAUUACUUAUCGAUAUCUUGUUGCUGCUAUUUGUGUUGUUCCCUUUGCACUCUAUUUUGAAAGAGAACAAGUGAAGACAUUCAGUUUCAAUUGGAAAGUUUGGAUCUUCCUUUUCGUUAAUGCAUUAGUGGGGAUGACAAUGGCUAUAGGAUUGUUCUAUUAUGGUCUUCGAGAUACAUCUGCUACUUACGCUGUUAACUUUCUUAACAUGAUUCCCAUUUUCACAUUUUUGAUAUCUAUCAUAGUAAGAAUGGAAGAUCUAAAUAUUAGGACAUGGAGUGGUAUAACUAAAUGUCUUGGGGCAAUUUUAUGUGUUGGUGGAGCAUUAUCUAUAAGUCUUUACAAAGGAAAGGAAUUUUAUAUUGGUCAUCACAGUCGCCAUGCUGAGAUGAAUAUUGUUGGAGCACAUAAAAGUCACAUGCUUCGUGGCACUUUAUUUUUGAUUGCAUCUUGCUGUUGUUCCACAUCUUGGUUUAUUAUGCAAGUUCGGUUGGCUAAAGUAUUUCCACUUAGGUAUUGUGCAACAAUGAUGUCAUGCUUUAUGACAUCAAUUCAGUCAGCAAUAAUAGGUGCAGGCAUAAAUUCCAGUAAGGAAGCUUGGAAACUAGAAUUGAAUCUGCAACUCAUUACUAUCGUUUAUGCGGGAGUAUUGGCUACUGCUGUAACAUUUUGUUUAUUAUCGUGGACAAUAGCAUUAAAGGGACCAACUUAUCCAUCAAUGUUCAAUCCAUUGGCUCUUGUUUUUGUUGCCAUUUCAGAGACUUUCAUACUUGGUGAACCAAUACACGAUGGAACGUUACUAGGCAUGGUUUUAAUCAUAAUGGGAUUAUAUUCCUUCUUAUGGGCUAAGAGUAAUGAGAUGCCUCAUUUUCAUCAAUCAAAUGUAGGAAUUAUAGAAUUAUCAACAAGCAGGAGAGAAGAUCCUACAGUUACAAAUUAA